AUGAUCGCCAAGGGAGUCACCCCCGACCAUGGAUAUCAGGAUGCGGUCUUAUAUCUCGGAUUCGAAAAGGCCUACGAGCUUACCCAAGACGAGAAAUAUUUAGAUUGGUAUAUCGGGCAGAUAGCCGGUCCUGUUGUGCAAGAGAAUGGAACCAUUAAAGGCCUGAACACAUCUAAGUAUAUCCUUGACGAGUACAGAAUGGGACACAACUACCUUUUUCUCUACAACGAGACUGGAGAGAUGAAGUAUAGGACAGCAGCCAAUACAGUCAGGCACAUGCUGGACUCUUACCCUCGGACUCCCUCUGGCGGCUUCUGGCACCAGCAAUUCUUUCGAAACCAAAUGUGGCUAGACGGGAUCUAUAUGGCGGAUUCGUUUUAUGCUAGGUGGACACAUCUCUAUGACCGCGACAACACAACAGCUUGGGAUGACAUCCUUCUACAGUACGAGCUCAUUCAUGCAAACACAGUGAAUGAAUCCUCAGGUCUUCAUGUCCACGGAUGGGUCGAAGGCACAGCAUCUUGGGCUGAUCCAAAGACAGGCAGAUCUCCGAAUGUUUGGGGACGUGCCCUUGGUUGGUACUUCAUGGCUCUUGUGGAGGUCUUACAGUUCUUUCCCGUCGAUCAUUCCGGCUACGAAAAACUACUUGGCUACCUCAACUCCGUCGCCCUUGGAUUGAAGCAAUCCAGAGACCCAGAGUCAGGAAGCUGGUGGCAGGUAAUGAAUGAACCCUACCCUGAACGUGAGGGAAACUUUAUUGAAAGCAGCGGCUCUGCUAUGUUCACGUGGGGCCUGUUAAAGGCUGUCGACCUGGGAUAUCUCGACCGCGAUGACUAUCUUGAUACGGCAAGGGACGCAUUCCUCAGUCUUACUUACAAUUUUGUCGAAGAUGAAGAGAAUUGGUCAAUCGUGCUCAACAGUACUGUUGCCGAGUGUGGCCUGUCAAGUUCCAAUGUGACAUUCGAAUACUACGUCAGUAGACCAAAGCUUGAGAAUGGUCAAAAUGGUGUGGGACCGUUUAUGCUAGCUGCCUACGAGUGGGAGGCCUGGGCAAAGGAUGCUUAG
Messenger RNA from Fusarium sp. VM40, 1065 nucleotides. Lineage: Eukaryota; Fungi; Ascomycota; Sordariomycetes; Hypocreales; Nectriaceae. The record is from the annotation of a GenBank genome assembly.